This is a messenger RNA of Lactuca virosa, 477 nucleotides long. The record is from the annotation of a GenBank genome assembly. Lineage: Eukaryota; Viridiplantae; Streptophyta; Magnoliopsida; Asterales; Asteraceae.
AUGGGACAUGUUUUACGGAAAGGAGGUGAUAUCACCUCUCUUUACCUGAUUGCUGAUUACGAUUCCACUAAUAGCGAUGGCGUUGUUGGUGUUACGGAUGAAGUUGUGGCUUUUGCUAUGGAUAUUGCUAUGCACCUUGAAAUUUGGUUGGAUUUUCCUUUCCCCAAUGACGAAGAUGACGAUGAAGACUUUCACAUGUCUGAUGCUCAACAAGAUCAUGUUUUGGCUAUUAAAGAUCUAGUACCAAGCUUAAGUGCUCUUAGGAUUAAGCUCUGCCCUGAUUAUAUGAGAAAGAUAACCUUCUGGAAGAUAUAUAUUUAUAGUUUUGCAUCUGAUACUCGAACACAAUGCUGUCAAACUUCUUUCAACACCCAAGACUUUCACUUGUCUGAUGCUCAACAAGAUCAUCCUUUGGCCAUUGAAGAUCUAGUACCAGGAUUAAGUGCUUUUAGGAUUAAGCAUUGCCCUAAUUUAUGA